AUGGAGUUGUUGCUGGUUUAUGAGUGUUUAGGAUGUUUGUAUGAUGCCCUGAUGCAAGGAGAGCUUGAGGUUGUAGCAGGCAGACUGAGAAAGCUUGCGAUAUCUGAGGGGCGUGAUGACUAUCAGAUGCUGGUGGCAAAUGCAGAUAGGUAUGGCAACAAAGCUGAGAUAUUUGAGCUACUAGGAAGGAGAUGCAAUGCGCUUUGUGAGGUGAUGCCUUUGCUGUUUACUUUUUGCUCGAAGCUUAGAAUUGAUGACGAGAGCCUGCUUGGGAGGAUAAUUGACUUUAUCCGAGGAUGCAAGGAAAGCAAUUCGCGUGAGGAGUGUGAAUGGAUAGUCAAGAUAUUGUUUCUUAUUGUUGAGAUGAGCAAGGAGAAGAGGAAGGAUUCUGGAAUACGAUUGAAGCUUAUAGAAUGCAUCAAGAUCUAUGGGGAGCGGGCUGGGAUAGUGAGCCAUCUUAUUGACUUGAUGGGCAGUAAGAGCGGAGGAGAUGCAGUGUGGCCGAUCCUUGAGUCUGUUCCGUCGGUAUGUGGAGAGUUUGUUAGGGCUUGUAUGAAUCAAACAAGCCAAGUUGUGCAGAAGAAUUUAUCUGUUCUGCUGCCACAGCUAUCUGAAAGGCAUGCGGAGCUGUUCUGCGACUAUGAAAGAUUCGAUGAACUCUGUGAUUCUGAGCACUUUUUUAUGCGAAGCUGUUUUCUUGAGGUGUACAUGAAUCUUGUUGAAUAUUUCAAGGCGAAUGGGAACGUUGAGAAGAUGAAUGAUCUUGUUGAUCUGAUUGUAGAGAGGAUGUCUGAUACGUACUUUCUUGUCAGGCAGAAGGCGCUUCAUACGCUUGGGACGUUGUUUGAAAGGAAUUCGAUAUCUAUUGGAAAGCGAGCACAUGUGAUUGAUGGUGUUUGUGGAAGGAUACUGGAUAAAGCGGUUGCUGUAAGGAAGCGGGCAAUUAGUCUGUGCUGUAGAGUGUUGGCGAACCAUCCGUUUGUGUCUGAGCAAACGCUCGAGAAGAGAGAAACAAGUGGCAUUGUGGGUGAUUGCGAAAGACGAUACUAUGAGGAUCUGAAUGAUUUCCAUGAUUCGAUGAAGAAGGCACAAGGAAGCAUUAUGGAGCUGCUAAGUGGAGAAGUUAGAACAGAAGCAGGAGAUUGCAUUGAGUUUGUGAAGCUUGCACUGCAUUAUGGGAUAGAAGGCUCUGAAGAAGCAUUCAGACUGAUAUUCAGGCUUGUAUGGACGCGUGAGGUGGAUUUAUUGGCACAGUCGUUUAGGGAUCUGCUUGUACAGAAGAAACAGGGUGGCAUGCAUGCAUUUGUAUUUCUGAAGAGAUUUGUAAGGCAAGACGGAGACUACUCAUUUGAGAAGAUUCUCAAGGAGCUGUGCGUACGAGGAUACGUAGACAAGUGUUUUGCAAGUGAAUUGAGGAGUAUAUUUAUGCAAGGAUCAUACUUGUUUGAGUCAUCGUAUUUACUGCUUCACACAAGCAGACCUAUAUCAGUAGAUAGUUUACGUGAGAUGCUACUGUACACCACAAAGAUGUUGUUUUCUAGUAAGGGAGAGGAUGAGUUGGCAAGCAUGCUGAGUGUGUAUAAGAAUGUGAUUAGAAUGCGGGCAAGGCAGAAGGUGGAUGCUGCAGAUGAGAUUAUUACCCUGAUGAUCAAGAACCUGGCAAAGAUGGUUUUUUUUGAUCAUCAGGCUGUUGAGAUGACAGUAGAUGCAGUAUAUGGUCUGAGUGCACAGCCAGAGACAAGCAGUGUGGCAUUGAUACAAGGGCUUUGCAGUGCGAGCAAGGGCGGAAUGAAGAUUGCUUGUGCAGUUGGAUGUGUAGCCAUAAGACAUAUGCAAUAUCUCGAGGAGCUGGAGAAGCUCGUGAAAGCAAACCGAAUAAGUGUUAAUGUCGACAGGUCUGUGAUUACACCUGAGAUUACAGAAAGGAGAAAAAGCAUCAAUGCAUCUAGAUUGAGCAUUAGCGUGAUGGCCAAUGAAGAAGGAAGGGCAGAUGCAAUGGCACGUGAUGCUGAAAUUGAGACGGACGUCAAUAUUUCGCCAAAGCUUAUGGAUAGAAGCGAAGAGGAGAUAUCCGAUUUUUUUUUCUAUGUUAAGGAGAAGGAAAUGCUAUAUGGACACAACAGCGUUGUUUGCAAGUUCAAGAGGAUGAUUGAAGAUAUGUGUGUGUCUGUAUGUGAUGAUGCGAGGGUUGUUGCAUACACUGCGCUUUAUAAGCUGAUGUGUGUUAGCUUUGAAUAUUUCUCAAGCCAUUACCAAGCAUUUAUUGCAUCGAUGAGGCAUUUUGAUGCAAGGAUUAGAGCGAAUGCGGUUGUUGCAAUGAGCGAUUUCCUGCAGAACUACAACACAGCUGUUGAAGGCGAUUGCGGCUUGUUGAUCGAUGCGCUUGGAGACGUAGACAUUGAUGUGCGAAAGAAUGCGUUUCUUGUGAUUCACAUGCUUUUGGCAAAUAACAUCAUUAAGAUCAAAGGAUAUGGAGGCAGGCUUGUUACCUUACUAGGAGAUAAUGACCUGAGUAUGAGAAGAAUGGCAGAGAAUCUACUCAUCCAGAUAUCCAAGAACGAGACGAUGAUGGCAGCUUUGUUUUACGAAGCUGUUACUGCGCAAGAAGCCACUUUGAUUCCACACAUUGAGUUUCUUGCAGAGUUGAUUGGAGAAAAAGUACGAGAGAGUUUGUUUGCAAAGAUAUCAAGAUUAAAGAUUCAUCCAGAUCUUGUGAGGCAUAUUCACGAUGCAUUUUGCCUUGAUUCAAAGCUCAGAGAGGAGUUACCUCUGAGCUAA
Messenger RNA from Ordospora pajunii, 2778 nucleotides. RefSeq lists its product as uncharacterized. Gene Ontology annotation, biological process: meiotic chromosome condensation; mitotic chromosome condensation. The transcript has a single exon. The record is from RefSeq and is a predicted model, not a curated record. Gene Ontology annotation, cellular component: condensin complex; condensed chromosome, centromeric region. Gene Ontology annotation, molecular function: histone binding. NCBI's taxonomy places the organism in Eukaryota, Fungi, Microsporidia, Ordosporidae. The coding region runs from base 1 to 2778 and encodes 925 amino acids.